Gasterosteus aculeatus aculeatus (three-spined stickleback) is the source of this 1313-nucleotide messenger RNA. The record is from RefSeq and is a predicted model, not a curated record. NCBI's taxonomy places the organism in Eukaryota, Metazoa, Chordata, Actinopteri, Perciformes, Gasterosteidae.
AGAGAUCGAUUCUCCGUCUGAGUUGAUCCGUCUUCAGGGUUUCUUCUAUCAGAUAUGGAGUAAGGAAGUAAGAAGACUGGAAAAACACACACAGUGUGUCCAUGAGUCUCAUCAUGAAUGUCCGUCGGGUCGGCAGCACUUUGAUUCUUCUGUUCUCGGUUACAGGAGCGCUCGUUGCCGGGGACGACGGCUGGUACACAAAGGUGCAGGCGGAGGUCCGAGCCGUGGAAGGCUACCCGGUGGUGCUGCCCUGCACCUUCAGCCACACGCAACACCACCAGCACUCCACGCUUCAGGUGCUAUGGCGUCUCGGCCACGGCCAUGGCGCCGCCGUCCUGUACCGCUGCCUCAGCGGGCCCGGGGCCUCCGUCUGUGAACCCGAUCCCCAGCAGGAUCGGCGCUACCGGCUGGAGGGAAACCCCAGGGAGCAUGACCUCUCGCUGCGGAUCAACGCCGCCGCCCUGCAGGACAGCGGUCGCUACUACUGCAGGGUGGAGGUCCAGGGACGGGACCGGGUCGGCUUCGAGGACAAGAUGGGAACCCGGCUGAGGGUGGAGGCCCCUCCCAGGAUCCUGGCCCUGUCAGUGGAGGGUGACGAGGGGUCCGGAUACCGAGCCCUGUGUCGCGUUCGGGGUUCUCCACUGCCGGACGUCCAGUGGCUCGGCCCAGACGACCCCCUGGACGGUUCCUCGGUAGUUCCACCGGCUCAGGGCUUGGAGGACCACUUCCUCUCCGUCAGCCAGCUAAGGGAGGUGGAGCCGGGGCGGCGUUACACCUGUAGCGCCUCCAACCCGCUGGGCAAGGAGCAGGCCGCCCUCUACGUCCUGCCCCCCCAACGCCUCCUCUCUGUGGGUGGGGCGCCACCUCCUCUGCUCUUCCUCCUGUCCCUGUCUGCGGGGGCCAAGCUCCUCCUCCUUGUGGGGGUGGUGGUGUGGAUGCUGAAGGGAGGAGCUCAGCGAGGAGUUGGCGGCUAGAGGAAGUAACCAGAUUAUGUUGUCAUGUGAUUUGUCAUGUGACAGAGGAAGUGGAUCAAUGUCAGUGUACUUGUACCAUAAAUUUAGUGUAUUUUACAGAAAAAACUUAACUAAAUAGAUGUGAGAAUAUUUUAAACAUCACCAAGUUAUUAUAGUUUUUCCAUGUACUGAUGAUAAACAUCUAUAACUUCCUUUUUAACUAAUGAAUGUGGGAACACAUGUUUUCUUUUGUGAUGUGAAAUAAAUAAUUUUCUUGUGAUAUUCAUUGAUGCUAUCAACAGAAUAAAAUGUUGUUUUUCAGUAUGAAACCUUAAUAAAAAAUAAAAAAUUGAUUAUUAA